This is a messenger RNA of Phytomonas sp. EM1, 228 nucleotides long. NCBI's taxonomy places the organism in Eukaryota, Euglenozoa, Kinetoplastea, Trypanosomatida, Trypanosomatidae. The record is from the annotation of a GenBank genome assembly.
AUGGGGCCGCUGCGGGAGAUCCCGAUGGGGGCGCUCGGCGCCGUCGCCUCGCGGGAUCUCCGCCCGGUCGACGCGCGCGACCUCGCGCAGGCGCUUCGUCGGAUCAAACCAAGCGUCGGCCCCGAGGAGGUCCGGCGGUAUGCGGAGUGGAAUCGGCAAUACGGCUCGUUCAUGAUGGAGGACGGGGGGGAGGAGGCGCCUCCAGCCAGCGAUACCCUCCGGCCCUAA